GCGGCUCAGCUGUUUAAACCUCAGUCAGUCCGAGUCCCGGUCCGGGUUUGAAACUAGAAACGGUUUUCUCCGCUGGGUCGUGGACCGGAACUCACACACGGAGGUUUUUCUUUAACUUUUCAUCAUCUUUUCUCGGGUUUUCUCGGGUUUCUUCGUGUCUCCCGUGUUUUGGUCGGAGAGGAAUGAAGUCUGGAUCUCGCUGACGGACCGGCAGAUUUACGGCUCUCCUCGGUUCUUCCCUCUCGUUGAACCGGACAGAGGACCAGACAGACCGGGCAUCACCCGGAGCAGGACUGAGCCCGCAGACCGGGUUAAAAUGCCGGGGAUGAGGGGACUAGUCCUCUUGUGUCUCUGUCUGAACCUCCACACAACCCGGUCCUUCCCCAACCAGCUGCCCGACCUCAGCACCGAGCCGCACGGCCUGCCCUCCCUCACCGACCCGCUGCUGGACUACGACCGGCUGGACGAGGAGCUGGGAGGCGGCAGGGGGCGGAACUGGAACGGGACCGGCGGGGCGGAGGGCUGCGGACCGUGUGAGCUGGACCUGUGCCCGGAGACCCGCGGCUGCCGGGCGGGUCUGGUGCUGGACUCCUGCGGCUGCUGUAAGGAGUGCGGAAACCUGGAGGGCCAAGCCUGCGACCCGGGACAGCGCAGCGUCUUCUACGGGCUCUGCGGGACCGGGCUGCGGUGUCAGGCGGACCCGCGGCCCGCAGGAGGAGGAGGAGGGGGAGGGGAGGAUGAAGAGGAGGAGGUGUGUGUGUGUGAGGAGCAGGAGGCGGUGUGUGGCAGUGAUGGAACAACAUACGUGAACAUGUGCCAGUUCAGAGAGGCCGCUUUCUCCAGACCAGAGCUCAAGACCAGAGGGAGGGGGCCCUGCAAGACAGUCCCCAUCAUCAAGGUCCCUCCUCAGAGCCAGGUGAACGGGACGGGCAGCAGUCUGGUCUUCCUCUGUGAGGUCUUUGCGUUUCCGAUGGCUCUGGUGGAGUGGAGGAAGGAGGGGCGAGACGUCAUCCUGCCCGGGGACGACCCCCACAUCUCUGUCCAGUCUCGGGGCGGUCCUCUGAAAUUCGAGCUCUCCAGUUGGCUGCAGAUUGAGGGGGCGGAGCCAGGGGACUCUGGGACCUAUCGCUGCAUCGCUCGUAACAACCUGGGAUCUGUCUCGGCCUCUGCUGUACUGGGAGUACUGGGAGCAGAGGAGCUGUCGUCCUACCUGGCCAACAGCGUGGCGGAGAUGAAACAGCUGAUGGACGCCACAGACUAUGACCACGACUUCUACUGAACAACAUGUGACAUCAC
Molecule: messenger RNA, 1296 nt
Organism: Seriola dumerili (greater amberjack)
Lineage: Eukaryota; Metazoa; Chordata; Actinopteri; Carangiformes; Carangidae
Gene: kazald3
Product: kazal-type serine protease inhibitor domain-containing protein 1-like
Exons: 4
Coding region: 317-1279 (320 amino acids)
Biological process (GO): regulation of cell growth; regulation of signal transduction
Cellular component (GO): extracellular region
Molecular function (GO): insulin-like growth factor binding
Source: RefSeq, a predicted model, not a curated record